Frankliniella occidentalis (western flower thrips) is the source of this 6701-nucleotide messenger RNA. RefSeq names its product HEAT repeat-containing protein 1 homolog. NCBI's taxonomy places the organism in Eukaryota, Metazoa, Arthropoda, Insecta, Thysanoptera, Thripidae. Gene Ontology annotation, biological process: maturation of SSU-rRNA from tricistronic rRNA transcript (SSU-rRNA, 5.8S rRNA, LSU-rRNA); positive regulation of transcription by RNA polymerase I. The transcript has 22 exons. Gene Ontology annotation, molecular function: snoRNA binding. The coding region runs from base 199 to 6651 and encodes 2150 amino acids. The record is from RefSeq and is a predicted model, not a curated record. Gene Ontology annotation, cellular component: 90S preribosome; small-subunit processome; t-UTP complex.
GAAAAAUUAAGCGCUCAAUGCGUGUUUCUGUUUUGGUUCACAACACGAGGUUGGUGUUGAGCCUGUUUUUCUUUGGGUAUUUCGUGUCAGUUUGAUGUAACUGUCCAUUUUUGUUUCCAAAAUUUGAUCAUGUCGGUGUGAUUUUUUGACGAAUUUUUGAAAUUUUCAAAGAUAUAGAGCUACUACCCAGCUUUCGAAAUGGCUACCUCUUUGGCCGCACAACUCAAAAGACUUCAAGCGCCACAAACAUCGUUGUUGCUUCAAGACAAGAAGCGCCCUUCCUUAUUGUUUGAUCCAAAAGAGGCUGCUAACUAUGACCGUCAGACAAUUUAUGAAUUAGGUGUCGCUGGUCUGGAGGAGCUAAAGACGUUAUAUGCCAGGUUUUCAGAGUUUGAGAGCACACUUUUUGAUUUAUCAUCGAUAUCUCUUGAGCGCGCUGUUCAAUCAAAAGAAGUCAAUAGAAAAUUGGAUGCAAACAUCAAAAAGUUUUUCUAUCUAUUAUCUCCCUACUUUCUUCUGAAGCCUGCACACAAAGCUCUUGAGUGGCUUGUCCAACGGUUCCAUGUACAUCAGUACAAUGCUGAAGACUUUUUGAUGCUGGCGCUGCCUUACCAUGAGUCUCGAAUUUUUAUUCGUGUUAUGCAACUUAUUGACUUUUCAUCUGAAUCACAUCCAUGGCACUGGCUAGAACCCCUUAAGAAGAAGGGUCUUCCUUUGAGUAAAUCUGCUCUUUUAAAUCAUGUAGCUACAAAUCCUUCUUUUCUCAGACAACUGUGUGAUGCAACUAUGGGAGCUGUGAAGGAACAUGGGCAGUAUGCUGGUGUUUUAUCAACUUUACUAGCUUUCUAUAGCACCACCUUACUUGGGCUGUUUGACCGAUGUAAGGGUAAAGUGACAGAGCUUCAAAUGGUUCACAUUAUUGAUACCCUGCAACGUGGUUUGGGUUCUUCUGUCUUGGACUUUGCUGCAGCUUCUUAUAUAAUAUUUGGAAGGAUGGUAACCAAUGUUUCACCAUCCAGACAAAUUUUAGAGAAAUUGAUCAUUAGAAUUUCAAAGGUUGACCAUACUGAACUUAAAAUAGAAAAGGCUAUGCUUCUAGUACUCAUCUAUCAGAGUCAGUCAAAAGUCUUAAAAGGAGUUCCAGAUAAGACAUUAUCAAGGCUUGCAUCUCGCAAGGAAACUGCCUCUACUUAUGGUCUGUUGGCCUCAAAAGGUUAUGAUGUAGUUCCUUUUCUGGUGCCUUUGAUGAGAGGUGCGUUAGCCUUGAUUCAAACGCAGCUAGUUGGUAACAACUCUGAUUUGCGGUCUCUUGUUGAGAAUUUGAUAAAUGAAGUGCGUUUUAGUGAAACUGGAGCUGACUCAGUAGUAAGGAUGUUUAUUGAAGCAUUUGAUGUAUCUGCUCUAGAAGAAGUGUCAAAGAAACCUGUGAUUGCGUUAGGUGAAAUGAAUUCUCCACAUGAAGUUGUACAAUGGUACUCAAAAAUUUUAAAACAAUUAGAACGCUCCUACCCAUCUGUUUUUGACAAAGCUGUGUGUAGAGCACUCAAAGGACUUGGUGUCUCACCUUCACAAGCUUCAACUUUGAGGCAAAUGCUUGGGUUUGAACUUCAGCUAGAUUUGUUUGACAAACUUCAUCAUCAGAAGUCUAGAAUUAGAGCUGAAGCUCUUUUGGGUCUUGCUCGACAAUGUACAACUCUAAAGGAAAAGGAUGAACAAACCUUGAAAGACUCAUUACUUGAUGUUCUGAAAGAUGAUUCUGCUCUUGUUGUACUGGCUGCGUUGAAUUUCCCCGUACCAGUGCUCAAGCGAAUUUUAUCUAGAUCUCCUCUGCACUCAAGACUUGUUGGAGUUCUUCAAAAUCAUGUGCUGCCACAGGGAUCCGAUAGCAAAUGGACUCAUGUUAUUCCUGUUGUAAUUUCUCAUCUAACACAAAUUGGUGAAGGUGACCCCAUAGAAGAAUUAGAGUCAUUAGUUGCUCUCUUGCCACACAUGCUGGUUGAACAAGAUUAUACUGAAAGUGUGCUAGCUUCUCCUUUUAGUUCUCGGAAUCAAUUCACAGUAGCACUGAAGAGUCAAAAAGAAAAAAAUGUUGAAGGAAUAUACAAUAUAAUUGUUAAUAAGCCAGGUGCAAUUGAUAUCAAGCUUGUACUAGAAUAUGGGAAAAGGCUUGCAAUGGAUGCCUCUUUGAAUUUGAUGGAAUCUAAGUUUGCACUUCUUCUGCUUCUUGCUGCUAGUUUACCUCUCAAAACACCAGUGGAAAAAAGUCUUGAAGCAUUGCAUCUUGCAUGUAGUCUCAUCAAAGGAGUUAAGGUUUCUGCUACUUGCAACCAAUCUGAAAUGUGUGCAUCUUCCCUAGUGAAGUGCCUUUCAGUCUGUAGAAAGGGCUUCAUGCCUCUUGAGGGAUAUUUGCUAGUUGUGCAAACAAUUAUAAAGCGGUCUGAUGUGAAAGUUUCUUAUGAAAAUGGGAAGUGGCUUGACUUAGAGGCACUUUCUUCUAAUACAAGGCUACUUGUAGAGCUGUACACCUCUCUAUCUGAAGGGUGUGCAUCUGAAGAAAAUAAAUCCCAGUCUGCUUAUGUCAGCACCCUCAAAUCUUUCUUUAAGGCAUAUUUCCCAUCUCAGCAAAAGCAGGUAGAGUUUUUGGCAAACUUUUGGCCAAGUCACUGUCUAUUAAAUAAUGCUCAUAAAGAAGAGAGAGAACUUUCAAUGAAAAUUCAAGUACGUUCAUUGCGCCUUGCUGGCUUGAUUCUGAGAUCCUGCCAAGAUGCUCAAUGGUCUAGAGACCUUUCAGUGAAAAAUAUUGUUUUUCCCGCUCUAUUGGUAGCAUUAUAUUGCCCUGCUACUCCUGUACGGAUUGCUGCUUUAGAUAUUGUUCAGAACUUAAACCAAACACAGUCUAAAAUUGGUGGCCAAUCAUAUGACUUCUUGGUCAAACAAAUCCAAGAUUCAGUUCAAGAACUUAGCCUGGAUGCCGAACAACUUCAGCUAGUUCUCUACUCAUCAAUUUCUCCUGAUCCUGUUGUCCAAAGUAUGUUACCAAAAGAGUACAGGACUGUAGCACCUAACAUACUGGACUCCCUUUUAAAUAUUGUCCAGAAUAAACACACUCCUCAGUACAUUUCCGCUGCUCUUCUUACUGUUUUAACUUCUGUUAAUUCUGAAGCUGUUUUAAAGAAACUUUUGCCGAUAGUUGCACAAAUACUGUCUGAAAACAAAGGGCAUCAGACAUUUAACUUGCAUAGCUCUAUUAUUAUAAAUAAUGUUGUCCAUCGAAUAGAUUCACAAACAGCCAAAAUUUUUAGUAGUGGUACAAUAUGGACAGUUUUCACAGAGCUUUUGGCCAAUCAGCAGACAUCAGUUCUAUUAGUCGAUGGCAAAAUCUCUUGUCCAGCUGAAUUAGCCUGCAGCCAGGUGACAAGAGAGUUGUGGGAUGCACUCCCUGCCCCUCAGAACUCCAUUCAACAACGUCUUUUGUCAAUGUUAAUAUCUGCUGGGACAGAAACUGAAAAACCAUCUGUUCUAUCUGCUGUUUCCAGAAGUUUCAAACAGUUGUCUGUAGAUGCCUUGCUCAUUGUGACUGAAUUGAAUAAAAUGAAAGAUGUAAAUGUUGUAGCUGCAAACUCUAAUCAAGCAAGGCGUCGCAGUAAUUUGUCACCUCCCUCUCCACAAAUUCUUGAAACCAAAGAGUGGAGGUGUGGGAUGACACUCUUAGAACUUCUUCAAAAUAAGAAGAAACUAACUAAUCCUCAUCUUUUACUUCCAGUUUUGUUUGAUCUUUUGAAGAAGUGCCUUUAUUUUGAGGAACAAGCUCCAGUUGAAUAUGCCAAACAGCUGAUACUUUCUUGUGUUUUGCAUUGUUGCCAAAAAUUGGCACCAGAUGGAGCAACUAUUUUAGAUAAUAUCAGCCCAGACCUCGUGACCAGAGUCCUUGACAUUGAAUCCAUUGUUCACUGUGUGAGAGGCACUCAAAACCCUCAAACUCAUCAUCAUGCUUUGCUUCUUCUGGCUCAUGUGGCAGCAUUAGUACCAGAGCAAGUGCUCUUGAACAUCAUGUCUAUUUUUACUUUCAUGGGAUCUCUUGUGCUACGACAAGAUGAUGCAUACAGUUUCCAGAUAAUUUCUAAAGUUGUUGAUACAAUUAUUCCCAUUCUUAUAAAGGCUAGUAAAAGUGGUACUUUCUCAGUUGGUGCCAACUCACAACUUGAUGCCACAAUCGCAUCAAUCAUGCGUGUGUUUGUUGAUGCUCUCUUGGACAUUCCUGAACAUCGACGGCUAUCUUUAUUCCAUAAGGUGCUAACUACUCUAGAUCCUCAACAGUACAUGUGGCUAUUCCUAUGUCUUGUCAUGGAGAGCCAUACUGUACAUCACUCAGAAAGUACCAAUGACAAUAGAAAGAACAAAGGUGCUGGGACAAAUUCAGAAGCUCCUAAACGAAUUGAAGUGGCCCUUCAAAUAGUUACUCAGUUUCCCCCAGAUACUAUUCUCUCAAAUUGCAUUCAACUUCUGAAGUAUUUGCUAUCACUUCCUCUGGAGAAAGGAGAUAUCAAGAGACCUGUGAUUAAGAGCUCUGCUGCUGUUGGAAACUUGGAUAAAUACAGAGUCAGAUCUUUAUUUGAUGUCGAUCACCAAACUCCCAAACAUCUUCGUCACUACAAGUAUACCAUUGUUACUUUCUUGUCAGCUUUACUCUCCUCUCUACCCUUUGUCAAUCAGAUUUCAAAUAUGGAUGAAGAAGCCACAGAUAUUUUGGUGCCUGUGUACUUGCAAUUGCUGGAGGUGCUUUUGGUCUUAAUCCAAGUAUUUUCUCGUCAAUCAGAUAUAUCAGUUGGUACACCAACGGCCAAGUACUGGAGAGUAAUGGUUGCCCAAGCAUAUGAUAUACUUGACAAGGUCAAUGCACUGUUACCAAGUAAAUUAUUCCUGAAUAUUGUAAGUGGACUUAUGGUGCAUGAACUCCCAUCAUUGAGACGUAAGGCAAUGGAGCUUCUAAACAGCCGCCUAUCUUCAAGCCAACGGGAAGUAUUUUUAGCAUCUUGUGAAAGUGAGGAUCUUCUUGCCUUACUGGAACCACUGCUUAAUGUGGUGAAAACAAUUACAACUGUGUCUAAUGGCGAAUUUAGUGAAGAGGUCUUCCUGAAUCAACAAACAGCGUUACUGUCCAUCAAAUAUUUAGCAAAACAUUUAGCUUAUGAUAAUUUCAAGACAUUCAAACCGAUUCUUGAAUAUAUGACUUCCGUUAUUUGUAAAGGACAAAUUCACAAUAGUAACCUUUUAGCAAGUGUGGUUUUGUGUGCUGCUGAGCUGUGCAGUGCGUUACGGGCUCAUGCAAUUGCAUCACUGCCAAUACUUAUGCCAGCAUUCAUUAAAUUGAUGGCAUCUCAGAUUACUCAAGUGCCUGAUGUAGUGCAAGUUAGCUUAGCUGCUUCCCUUUACCGAAUUGUGGAAAGCCUGGCUGCAUUCAUCAGUCCGUACCUCCAUCCUCUUCUAGUGGAACUAUGUGGACUUUCAGCCUCGCAUUUCCACGAAGAGGAGGACCAAGCCAAGGCUGCUCACGUGGCAUCCAAACUCAAGGGCACUAGGCAAAAGUUGGCAUCAACUGUUCCAACACGUGUGUUAGUUCCAGCAGUGGAAAAUGCUUACAAGGACCUUAUAUCAAAGAAACAGUUGGAUGCUGUCGGCCCAUUAAUGAGUGUGUUAGCUGAGAGUUUUGUGGGGUUGACUAGUGCUGAUCUUACUGCACUGCAAAGUACUCUCUCAGACUUUUUCUUAAGUGCAUUACAAUUCAGAUGCUCUUCUGGUGCUGAUGUGACCCAAGAUCAGGUUGAUGUUGUUGAAAAUCAUGUGAUAAAAGCCCUGGUUGCAUUUGUUCUCAAAUUGUCAGAAACCUCUUUCCGACCACUGUACUUCAGAUUAUAUGAAUGGGCUACUCGCCUCAAUGAAAAUAACAAAGAGAGGACUAUUACAUUUUAUAAGUUGUCACACGGUAUGGCAGAAUGCCUGAAGGGACUCUAUGUCUCAUUUGCUGGUCAUUUCCUUAAAAAUGCCGCUGAAUUGUUAGAUCAUUGUAAUAUCUCCAAAAUAGGAGAAAAAGAUACUGAUGAUCAAUUGCCACAGGAAUCAAAUGGCCCUCGGCAUGAGGAGCUUUUCUUUGGUAGUGAACAAAUUGCAGAAGAGAAGAGUGCUACAUUAGUUAAUAGUAUUCUGAAGACAUUAAAUUAUGUUUUCCUUUAUGAUUCUCAAAAUUUUCUCAGCAAAGAAAGAUUUGAGACAUUAAUGCAACCAAUUGUUGAUCAGCUGGAAAAUACUUUAGGUGGAGUUGAGGGACUGAGACAGAGAGCUACUGAUGUGUUAGUGCCAUGUAUUUCUCAAAUGGCAGUAGCAUGCACCGAUGACACUCUGUGGAAACAGCUAAAUUAUCAGAUCUUACUGAAAACAAGACACGCAACUCCUAUGGUACGCUUAGUUUCACUGGAAGCUGUUAGUGGAGUUGCUCGUAAGCUGGGUGAAGGUUUCUUGCCACUGCUGCCAGAAACUGUGCCGUUCUUAGCAGAACUUCUUGAAGAUGAAGAGGAAUCAAUUGAGACUGCGUGUAGGAGAGCGGUCCAGGAUCUUGAACAAGUUUUGGGUGAACCCAUCCAGAAGUACUUCUAGUUAUGACAAGUGUAUCGCUACAAACAAUAAAUUUUCCAACAGUCACGCCA